AUGGGUUGGUGCCCAGCACCGCCCAUAAAUCGUGGGGCCAACCGAAUUUAUGCUGUCUUUUUUUUUUGCGUUGGUGCAUUGUUUCCCUCGCUUUUUUCUUUUUGUGCAUGGCGUCGUUCUGGCUGGUGUGCCGCCGCAGUGGGUGCAGCCGAAUUCGUCCCUGAGGGCCUCGAGCAAACGAUGUUUUUGGCGCUUCUGUCUCUUGAUGAGUUGCCAUCCUGGGCGUAUGUGCGCCUGCUCCGUGCGUUGCUUGGGCAGCACGCACCGGGCGAGCAGCCUGGAGCUGUGGGCACGUUGGCGCCGCCCUCCUCCUCCUCCUCCUCUUUUGCCGACUGA
Messenger RNA from Trypanosoma conorhini, 336 nucleotides. RefSeq lists its product as uncharacterized. Lineage: Eukaryota; Euglenozoa; Kinetoplastea; Trypanosomatida; Trypanosomatidae. The record is from RefSeq and is a predicted model, not a curated record. The transcript has a single exon. Bases 1 to 336 code for a protein of 111 amino acids.